Molecule: messenger RNA, 2115 nt
Organism: Larimichthys crocea (large yellow croaker)
Lineage: Eukaryota; Metazoa; Chordata; Actinopteri; Sciaenidae
Product: retinal Mueller cells isomerohydrolase
Exons: 14
Coding region: 47-1762 (571 amino acids)
Biological process (GO): zeaxanthin biosynthetic process; retinal metabolic process
Molecular function (GO): retinol isomerase activity; all-trans-retinyl-ester hydrolase, 11-cis retinol forming activity; beta-carotene 15,15'-dioxygenase activity
Source: RefSeq, a predicted model, not a curated record
AAGGGGAGGAGAAAAAGGGGGUGGAUAAGAAGAAAAGAGAGGAGGGAUGAGGGGGCCCAGUUUCCAUCCCUCACCACAGGAAAUCUGUGUGCGGUUUAAAUGCAAGCCGGAGUCUCCUUUCACAGGCUGUUUGUGUGUAAGUGUGUGCAGAACCUACAGCAGCAUGGUCAGCCGAGUGGAGCAUCCUGCUGCAGGCUACAAGAAGAUCUUUGAGACGGUGGAGGAGCUGAAUGAGGCGAUACCUGCAGAGAUCACUGGUGACAUACCGUCAUGGCUGGGCGGCAGUCUUCUCAGGAUGGGUCCGGGUCUUUUCGAGGUGGGAGAUGAACCUUUCCACCAUCUGUUUGACGGACAGGCUCUCAUGCACAAGUUUGACCUGAAGGACGGUCAGGUGACGUACUUCAGGAGGUUCAUCAGGUCGGAUGCGUAUGUCCGUGCCAUGACAGAGAAAAGAAUAGUCAUCACUGAGUUUGGAACAGCAGCCUACCCGGACCCCUGCAAAAAUAUCUUCUCCAGAUUCUUUACUUACUGCAGAGGCAUUGAGGUGACUGAUAACUGCUUGGUGAACAUUUAUCCAAUCGGUGAAGACUUCUACGCCGUCACAGAGACCAAUUACAUCACCAAAGUUGAUCCUGAUUCGCUGGAGACUUUAAAGAAGGUGGACUUGUGUAAGUACCUCUCAGUGAAUGGAGUGACUGCCCACCCCCACAGAGACACAGAUGGGACAGUCUACAACAUCGGGAACUGCUUUGGCAAAAACAUGAGCCUGGCUUAUAAUAUCAUCAAGAUCCCACCUCCUCAGAAAGACAAGUCAGAUCAGUUUGACAAAUCCCAGGUCGUGGUUCAGCUACCCAGCAGCGAGAGGUUAAAACCCUCCUACGUACACAGUUUCGGUAUGACAGACAACCAUUUUGUGUUUGUGGAGCAGCCGGUGAAAAUCAACCUGUUCAAGUUCCUCUCGGCUUGGGGCCUUAGAGGAGCCACAUACAUGGACUGCUUUGAAUCCAACGAGACCAUGGGGACUUUGUUCCACGUGGCCACAAAGGACUCUGGAGGUUAUUUGAGCAGCCACAAGUUCAGAACGUCAGCGUUCAACAUCUUUCACCAUAUCAACACCUAUGAGGACGAGGGAUUCAUCGUCGUCGACGUAUGCGCGUGGAAAGGAUACGACUUUGUGUAUAACUACCUGUACAUGGCCAACAUAAAGCAGGAGUGGGAGGAGGUGAAGAAAGCAGCGAUGAGAGCGCCUCAACCUGAGGUCAGGCGAUACGUGCUGCCACUGGAUAUACACAGGGAAGAGCAGGGAAAGAAUCUGGUCUCUCUGUCCUACACCACAGCAACUGCUGUUCUCAACAGUGAUGGCACCAUUUGGCUUGAACCUGAAGUCCUCUUUUCUGCACCAAGACAGGCCUUUGAGUUUCCACAGAUUAACUACUCUCGCUGUUGUGGGAAGAAGUACUCCUUCGCUUACGGCCUGGGACUCAACCACUUCAUCCCUGACAGGAUUGUGAAGCUGAACGUACAGACCAAAGAGACCUGGGUGUGGCAGGAGGAAGAGUGUUACCCGUCAGAGCCGGUGUUUGUGCCAACGCCUGGAGCUACAGAAGAGGAUGAUGGCGUCCUGCUGAGUGUCGUGGUGAAGCCGGGCGCAGAGAGGCCGGGCUUCCUGCUGGUGCUGGAUGCCAUGAAACUGACAGAGCUGGCAAGGGCAGAGGUCAGCACCAUCAUCCCUGUGACCCUCCACGGCAUGUACAAACCAUGACACAUCAUAAAAUACGCCGCGUCACUCUCCUGGCCAGAGCUGCUGCUGCUCUGAUCCUGAUCUGAACCAAGCAUGCUCAUAACAACGACUCAGCAAAAGUCAUUUGACUCAGACAGUCACAGUAAGUUGGAUGAAGAUGAUUUACAUACAUUUUACCAUGGUACACUUAUCAUGUGACUAAAUAUCAUGUUAUUAAUGUUAUUUACCGCCUGCUUGGGUUCAAACUUGCUGCUUAUAAUGUGAAAAUGUGUCUUCUUGCAUGAAGAGAGUUGAACAGUAUCUUGUGUGUGUGUGUGUACAGAGAAAUAACCUGAGUUUACUUUGCUUUUGUUGGAAAUGUUUGAUUUUAUAAU